AGGACUGUAUGGCUUAAGCUUUGUAUUCGAGUGUCAAGUGAAAUAGUUGGCGCGCGUUGUAGGAUCUAAUGACAAGUUUUAAAGGGCUAUAGGUACCGGUUAAUUUUGUUUUACCUUAAGCAAUUAAAUUUACUAAAAACACUUGUUUUGGUCUUAAAUUUUACGUUUCCGAACAACUGUGCAGACAUUUAUAUUUACAUUGUUACAUUAAAAUAUUUUACUAUUAUAUUUUUUUCCCAUUAUAUAAGUGCAUCAAUAUAUUGCGUCAAGAGGGAAAAUUACAAAGAUUAAUGGUAAGAUAAUAUAAAAAAAUCGCAGUUCUUUAGAAGCAGUACAUUAGACUUUGGUCAGUGCUAUAAUGAUGACCUAAGUGAGGCUAACAGCCAGUUUUAUUUGUGUGACGGACUGAACACCAAAAUACUAAUUCCGUCGUAGAAAGCAACUGUAUGAAUAUCUCUUUCCAAAUAGAGAAAUCACAUGAUAGUUGGAUUUUCGUAGAACAUAACAUUUAAGGCAUAUCGCUGUAAUUGGAGCCUUAUAAUCAUGGUAAAAACAAACAAAUAAUAAAAAAAAAAUUUAAUGGCGUUUAACGAAGUAUUCAUAAAUAUUAUAUACCUGGAGGAGUAAUUUGAAUCGAAUCCUAUAUUUUUAUCGUUUGGUCUUCCUUUGCUGUAUCGAGUAAUGUCCAUCUCGAAGCAAACCGAUUAUUGAAUUGAAAAAAAAAAACAAUGAAACAUCUAAGUCAGUCGACGAAAGACAAAGUAAGCAUGACCGAGGAAGUGGACAAGGAACACGAACAAUGGCAAAAACUGAACCUUAACUCCAGGAUCAAGUAUAUCGUGAAGAACAUCACGGUAGAACCGCUUCUCGCGUUUUUCAUCGUGUCUAGUGUGCUGGGCAACUUGACCACGCAGAACCUGAACCUGCAGAAGUCGUGCCGGGUGAAUUUGAAUAUGUCAGACGCGGUUUGCACGGCGCUGGAAAAGCGCAACAGAGCGAACUACACCACUGAACAGGAGGCGAAGGUCCAAGAGCUGGUCACCAACAUGACAAUGUGGCAGUCGGUGAUACAGCACACCAUACCGUGCAUAUUCGUGAUUUUCAUCGGGUCCUGGAGCGACAGGACGCGCAGGAGAAAGCCCAUUUUGCUACUGCCCGUUUUUGGCGAGCUGGUGCGCGUGCUCGGUCUGAUCGUCUGCGUAUUCUAUUUCUACGAGCUGCCGAUGGAGGUCGCCGGUCUGGUCGAGUCCUUGCCCUCGUCGCUGACAGGUGGUUGGAUGAUUAUGUUCAUGGCCGUAUUCACGUACAUCUCGGACAUGACCACGGUGAAAAUGAGAACACUCAGAAUAGGAGUGUUAAACCUGUCCUUGACCAUAGGCAUAUCUUUUGGCGUAGCCUUGUCCGGUAUUCUGUUCCAAAAACUCGGUUUUUACGGCAUAUACUCGAUAUGUUCAACGAUGUAUUUUAUGGGUAUACUUUAUGGAAUUUUCAUCCUCCGAGAUCCGAGUAAUAAGGAAGUAAGCACGUCUGUCGAUUGCCAAAACAGUAAAAUUACGGCGCAUCAAUCCAUAUGUACGAAUAUUCGAGAAUUUUUCGAUUUGAAACACAUAAAAAAUGCGUUCGGUGUGACUUUCAAAAAAGGCCACGAUAACAGACGGCUCCGGAUCAUAAUGAUGAUGUUAGUACUCAUGAUAAUAAUGGGUCCAAUGACUGGUGAAAUGUCAGUUAUGUAUUUAUCGGCCCGAAUACGAUUCAAUUGGGACGAAGUUGAUUUUAGUAUAUUUUCCACAUUCACCAUGGCCACUGGGUUCAUAGGAACAUCGGUUUCUUUGUGGAUUUUCAGUCACAAGUUACAAAUGGAUGAUGCAUUGAUUGCUGCUAUGUCAUGUUUGAGUAAAUUCGUCGGCAGUUUUGUUUUUGCAUUCGCACCCAAUCCUUACAUAUUUUAUUUGGGCCCGAUCGUGGAAAUCAUUCAUGGAGCUGGUUCAAUUGCCACUAGAUCCAUAUACACUAAACUCGUAAAUCCGGACGAACUUGGCCAAGUGAGCGCUGUAGUGGGAGUGUUCGAAGCAUUUGUACCGUUAAUAUAUGUACCAAUGUACAGUGCAUUCUAUAAAGCAACAAUGAAAACUUUCCCAGGCGCUUAUUUCCUCCUCGGUGGCGGAUUGACCGUACCGGCGAUUUUCAUAUUUUUGUGGAUGUACACGGGAAACAAAGCGCGAGCAGCACUAGAAAACGAAUGGAAAAAUAAUGACGCAACACAAGUAACUCCUGAUUCAAUAAAAACUGGUAAACUCUAUGUGUCGGAGAAAAAUGGUAUUGAAAAUCCAGAUUUUCAUCCUGAUGAAUGUACAAAUGUCGAUCAGACAAUAUAUUGAUGUAUUUUUGAUUAACGUUUUUUUUUUUUAAGUAUGACCGAAGAUUGUUCAUAUUGUUUGUUUUGAUUUA
Sipha flava (yellow sugarcane aphid) is the source of this 2448-nucleotide messenger RNA. RefSeq lists its product as uncharacterized. Bases 729 to 2378 code for a protein of 549 amino acids. Gene Ontology annotation, cellular component: membrane. NCBI's taxonomy places the organism in Eukaryota, Metazoa, Arthropoda, Insecta, Hemiptera, Aphididae. Gene Ontology annotation, biological process: transmembrane transport. The transcript is spliced from 9 exons. Gene Ontology annotation, molecular function: transmembrane transporter activity. The record is from RefSeq and is a predicted model, not a curated record.